Messenger RNA from Macrosiphum euphorbiae (potato aphid), 2085 nucleotides. The record is from the annotation of a GenBank genome assembly. Lineage: Eukaryota; Metazoa; Arthropoda; Insecta; Hemiptera; Aphididae.
AUGUUUACGGCGGCUCGGCGUUGCGUUUCUAACGCCCUGUCUGGUGUGUCAAUUUGUGGUUGUAAUCGAUAUAACCCUAAUAUAGUUGCUGGCUGUUAUAUUAGAAAGCUAACUAGAACAGCCAAUAGUAGCGGUGGUGGCUUUAAAGCUGCUGUCACUACAGCUCUUCUAUUCAUCAUGGGUGCCCUAUACUGUCUAUAUGGUACUGGUGGCAGUACAGGUGGUACAGUGAUGCCUGUUGCAUAUAGCCAACAAUCAUUAGGAAACAGUGAUUUGAUGAUCGGAGUGCAACCAGAUGCAACUGCGGACAUAGCAACGAUGACUGGCGGAAACGCACGCACAAACCUUGAUUGUGGUAGUAUUAACAGUAAGAAGCGGCGGAGAAAACAGCUUAAGAUAAAACCUAGUGGUGUGGUGACGGCAGCUGAUAUGUACGAACCUGGAUUCCGGAUACGGAAUGCAGGCCUCUGUUCCACUAGCACUCGGUUAUUAGUGCUGAUCACUUCAGCAGCGGCACCAGAGCACUCUCAAAACCGACAAGCCAUUCGUAUGACAUGGAUGAACCGAUAUGGUCCGAGUGUGAGCAUGGCAUUCCUAGUAGGUACGCCACAAAUGUCUGAGACAGACCCAGUGGCUCGAGUUCUGGAGGCAGAAGAACAAGCUCUAAAGAUCCGUUUAAAUAAGCAUGAUAUCAAUAAUAACAUCAAACCAAAGGAAAAAGUCAAAUUCAAGCCUUCAGCAGCGGCCAAUGUGGUUGUAGAACCACUGGAUGGGGAUCAUGGGCAGUACCGAAUUUUGAAAGGCCAAGAACCAAAUCCUGGAGAAGGCUUAGAUGCACAUGCUAUGCAUGGACUGAAUGAAGCAGAACGUGCGGUGCAACGAGUAUUAGGGCGAGAAUAUGGUCGGUAUGGUGACUUGGUACAGUGCCAGUCUCGAGACACUUACACCAACUUGACCCUGAAAUCUAUCGCUGCUCUCGAAUGGACCCGUCAAUAUUGUCCGUGGGCUCGGUACCUAUUAAAAACAGACGAUGACAUGUUCAUCGACGUACGUAGAUUACUGCGGUUCAUCAACAAAGUGGAGACUGAAAGUGCUACAGAAUCUACUGGCCUUUAUCCUCGCCCCAUUGAACCCAUACAUGACCCAUACGAAUUAUUCACCAUAGGUGCGGAUAUGUUUGAGUCUGUAGCAACUCCUAGUUUUGAUAUUGAACUGCCGCCUACCAUAUGGGGACGGCUAGCACAUGGUUGGCGUCCGAUACGACAACAUAAUAGUAAAUAUUAUGUUUCCCGUACACAAUACACUGCUCGAGUGUAUCCUGAUUUCUGCACGGGACCAGCAUACCUUAUGACUCGGUCGGCUGUUGGCCCACUAUACGAGGCGGCACUGGGCAAAGAUUUUGACGUGGUUGAUGAUGAAGACGAAGAUGGUAAUCAGGAAAACAAAAAAAAUACGAAUGAAGAAGAUUUGGAAGUCAAAACAUAUCUAGGGAAAGAGUGUGGUAAUGGUAAUCAGACGUUAGACGCUGGUGAUGAUAAAGCAACAUCAAGUGUAUAUGUCAGCAAAAAUACCGUGCCAUACUUAAAACUCGAGGAUGUAUACUUGACUGGAGUAGUGGCUGAGCGACUAACGCGCCGUGCAACAGAGCGACAGGCACGCCGGGAGCUUAAGAAAAAAGAAAAGAUCUCUGCAAGUGACGGUGAUUAUAACCAAAAAUCAAGUGAUGGUAAAGUGGUGGAAGACCAUGACCACCUUGAUGGUAGUAAAAAUAAGAAACCAAAGAUGACAGAUAUAAUUGUGAAGGUGCGACGCAUCCAUGAUGAUCAAUUUGCAAACAAGAAAAUCACUGGCCGAGCAUUGGAUCGAGCCGUGUGCAAUGGUCUUAGUCCCAGCGAUACUGCCGGUACUAGUGGGAGCAGUGGUUUUAGUUGGUUCCGAUGGUAUUGGGGUGAUACAGCUUUGGACAAAGAUUUAAAAAAAAAGAAAAAAGAUCAAGGAGUAAUUUCUUUGCACAUGGUCAAGUAUUACGAGCAGUUUGAUUUAUGGCGCCGUCUAAUGGACGGCAGGACUAAGUGUACGUCUUAA